Molecule: messenger RNA, 588 nt
Organism: Camellia sinensis
Lineage: Eukaryota; Viridiplantae; Streptophyta; Magnoliopsida; Ericales; Theaceae
Source: RefSeq, a predicted model, not a curated record
AUGAGGGAAGUUUUGUCAGUCCAGCCCGCGACCAAGAGGGGCAAGAUUGAGGAGAAAAAUGUGAUUUGCUUCUCAAGUAGGGAUCUUGAGCGCAUUCAAGCGCCGCACAAUGAUGCCCUAGUAGUCACCCUUCGCAUCAGAGACUUCGAUGUCAAGCGCAUCUUGAUCGACCAUGGUAGCUCGGUUGAGAUCAUGUAUUACGACGCCUUCAAGCAGCUCAAACUCCAGGAUACAGACUUGGCUCUGAUAACUUCGCCACUAGUUGGUUUCAACUCACAACCGGAGUGGCUGAUGGGAAAGAUAAUCUUACCGAUCAAAAUCGAAUCCGUGGUCCAGCAGGUGGAGUUCUGGGUAUUGACUGUGCCAUCCACAUACAAUCUGACCCUAGGUAGGGGAUGGUUUCACGCUAUGCAGGCGGUAGUGUCAACCUACCACCAGGUUAUGAGGUUUCCCUCGGCUAUAGGGGAAGUUGAGGAGAUUUGGGGCGAUCAAGAUGUCGAAGCAGUGUUUCGUGGUGGUGAACGGGAGCCGAGCUGCCAAAGGCUUCAUUCAAAUGAUCGAAAGUCUGGAAGACCAAAGUGUCCUUGA